Molecule: messenger RNA, 3558 nt
Organism: Chlamydomonas reinhardtii
Lineage: Eukaryota; Viridiplantae; Chlorophyta; Chlorophyceae; Chlamydomonadales; Chlamydomonadaceae
Exons: 17
Coding region: 239-2995 (918 amino acids)
Biological process (GO): microtubule-based movement
Molecular function (GO): microtubule motor activity; microtubule binding; ATP binding
Source: RefSeq, a predicted model, not a curated record
CCAAUCGCUGCGUACCCUAGGGAAAGAGGCACUGAGACUUGCAAGCCCCUACGCGCACAGUCAAGUUCCGCCACUGAUUCGUCGUGUGCUUUUGCAUCGCUGUGUAAAUCUAAUCAUAUCACUUUGACCAUCAUGGGUUUUUAGCGAGCUGGUUGGACGGAGCCGAGUCUCUUGCCGCAGUCCAAACUGAAACCUGGUUAACCCUGGGACUGGUGGACCUCAACUAAAAGGCGCAAACAUGCCACCAACAUUUAAGAAGCCCCUGGACUACGAUCCAGGGCUUGCGCAGCAGACGCUUCAAAAGUCGUAUCAAAACUCGGACGCUGCAGUAGAGGCGCGGAAGCGGACGCUUCUGGCCGAGCUGGGUCUUGCGGAUGAGGAGUAUGAGCUGGACGAUGAGGAAGAGGAGGAGCUUGGGGAGGGAGAGGAGGGUCCGGGGGAGGGUGACGAGAACGAUGAGGAGCCCAUCCUCACCCGGGGCCACAAGCACACCAACGGCACGGCGUCCAAAGCUGCGCUCCCCUCUUACGGGUAUCGUGACCUUUUUGGCAAGGAGAUGGAGGGGCGCCGUCGCCAGAUGAUUGAGGUGAAGGGCUACGACCAGUACCUCCAGGACCUGCUCAACCGCAGCGGGGAGCAGCUGCAGGCCCUGCGCUCGGAGAAGGGGCUGAUGUACCCGGGCAAUGUGGAGGUAAUCCCGGAGCUGCAGCACGAACUGCGCAAGCUGCAAGAGGAGAACCGCAACUUGCGCAACUCUGGCGCGCGCAGCACGGACGGCGAGGCGAGCUCCCGCGGCAGCAGUGAGCUGGCGCAGCAGGUGUCGAGCUUGCAGCAGCAGCUGGCGGUGCGCGAUGCGCGCCUGCGGGAGGCGGAGGCGGAGGCGGCCCGGCUUAAAGCGCGGCUCGCACAAGCCGCGGAUGGCCCAUCGCCGCGCGGGGCAGCGGCGGCUGCGCCUCUGGAGGAGCUGCGCGCGGUGGAGGCGCUGCUGGCGGAGUCGCAGGCCGCGCUGCAAGCCAAGGAGCGGGAGCUGACCGCACUUCGCGCCAGCAAGGCGGCGGCGUCGGCCGGCGGCGCCGCCGACGCGGUUAAGGAGCUCACCAGGCAGCGGGACGACGCGGUGCAGGCGCAGGAGCUGCUGCAGCAGCAGCUCAUACACGCCCGCAAUGACCUGUCGACUGCGGAAGCGAACUUCCGGGCGCAGCAGGCGGCCAUGGCGGCGGCAACGGAGAGCGAGCAGGCCAAGGCGCUGCAGCAGCAGAUGUGGGCGCUGACGGAGCAGCAUAGCAAGAAGGUGGAGGAGCUGGAGGCGGAGCUGAAGCAGAAGCAGGUCAUGAUCCAGCAGCUGCAGGCCACCAAGAGCGAUGCGCUGCAGGCCAUGAAGGAGAUGAAGGGCAGGAUGGCAGCUGUCAAGUCAGACGCGGCGGCGGCGUACAAGACGCAGCUUAUGGCCAUCCAGGCCAAGCUGGACGAGAUACAUGCGCUGCGGGAGGGCGUGCUUGAGGAGCUGGUCAAUUUCCAGAGCGAGAUAUUCUCGGAGAAGACCAUCACGCAGAUGUCGCGGCUGGUCCGGGACAAGGAGAUCUCCCGCGUGCGGUCGGCGCAGAGCGACCUCCGCACCAAGCUGGCGGAGAUGGACCAGGCGCUGCGGGACGCGCGCGACGAGACGGAGACUGUGCGGCAGCAGUCGGAGCAAGUGGCCAAGAUCCGGGAGCUGGAGGCGCAGGGCCAGAUCAUGCACUUCCGGGAAAAGUGGCGCACCGAGUUCGACAAGCGGCGCAAGCUGCAUAACGUCGUGCUGGAGCUCAAGGGCAACAUCCGCGUGCUGUGCCGCGUGCGCCCGAUGCUGGACAAGGAGCGCGGCGGGCUGGACGCGGCGGCGGCGGCGGCCAGCAUGCCGGUGCGCUGUCCCACCGAGGAGACGGUGCGGGUGGCUGCGGUGGACAACAAGGCGGAGAAGGAGUUUGAGUUUGACCGCGUGCUGUCGCCGGAGGAGGGGCAGGACAAGCUGUACGACGAGGUGGCGGCGCUGGUGGUGAGCGUGCUGGACGGCUACAACGUGGCCAUCAUGGCGUACGGCCAGACCGGCAGCGGCAAGACCUUCACCAUGGAGGGCCCCGAGGGCAACCCAGGCGUCAACCUGCGCGCGCUGGGCGACCUGUUCCGGCUGGCGGAGGAGCGGGCGGCCGAGUACGCGUUCAGCUUCUCGGCCAGCGUGCUGGAGAUCUACAACGAGCAGAUCUACGACCUGCUCAUGAACGGCGCGCAGGACGGCGACAAGCUGGACGUGAAGCAGGGCCCCGACGGCAUGUACGUGCCGGGCCUGAAGCUGGAGGAGGUCAAGGACAUGGGCGAGGUGACAGCCAUGAUCGGCCGCGGCAAGGCCAACCGCUCCACCUACGCCACCAACAUGAACGAGCACUCCUCGCGCUCGCACCUGGUGCUGUCCGUGUACAUCACCGCGGUCUCCAAGCAGAACGGCACCACGCUCAAGGGCAAGCUGCACCUGAUCGACCUGGCCGGCAGCGAGCGCCUCAGCCGCACCGGUGCCCAGGGCGACCGACUCAAGGAGGCCCAGGCCAUCAACAAGUCGCUGUCGGCGCUGGGUGACGUGAUCCAGGCGCUGCAGCAGCGCAACGCGCACAUCCCCUACCGCAACUCCAAGCUGACGCGGCUGCUUGAGGACUCCCUGGGCGGCAACAGCAAAUGCGUCAUGAUCGUCAACGUCUCGCCCGCGGCUGAGAACGUCAGCGAGACCAAGUGUUCGCUGGAGUUCGCGUCUCGCGCGCGCAAGGUGGAGCUGGGCAAGGCGCGCGUCAACGUGGUGUCGGCCGACGGCGGCAACGGCAACGGCGUCAGCCCCUCGCCCAGCCGCGGCCCCGCCAGCGGCCGCGCCACGCCCUCGAGCGAGGGCAGCAUGAGCCGUGUGGCGAGCCGGGAGCAGAUGACCACCAGCACGGGGCGGCGCACGCCGGGCCCCAGCGGCUUGAGCCGGUAGCGCACAGCACACGGGACAGGCAGGGGACAGGCAGUUAGGUCUGAGCUUGGCGGGGUUUGUAGAUACUAGCCCAAACUUGGGGCUUGUGUACGUGUGACGUGAUGCUACCGACGAUUCCAAUAAUCAGUCGAGGACAGCACAUACGGCGGCAGGCGCGUGUGCAGUGGGCUGAUGCCGGUGUGCGGCCCAAGGGGGGGUGGGCGGCAGCCCCUCUAGCAGGAGGGCGCGUGCGUGCUUGCGUGCGAUGAUACGAGCGAUUCAAGAAACUCUCCUUGUACGAUUUUGUCUGCAGUCACGGUGACAGGACUCUCAAUGUCUGCAACAGUUGUGACGGGACGGCGUGAGUGCGUAUGGUCUGGUGAAACCUAUAAGUAACUGCUUGGCGCAAUGCUCUUCGCUCAAGCCACACGUGACUAGGCCUGCUAGAAUAUAUUGUACCACCGGUACGGUGGGACGUGACUUGCGGCUGUCAGAAGGAGUCCCAUGCGCUAUGGGUUCCCUUGCAAUCUAACGUGGGACCUCACGCGGAACCUCACGUGGUGUUGGCUGACAGUGGUGUACUG